GAAAGUGAGCGGGUGCGUACCAACGAACGAACUCCAGCCACCAGAUGGCGCCGCGGUUGCCAGUCCCGCAGAAGGAAACGCCCAUGAAGAGGCGCUCUAGGCGGCGGCAAAAACGAAAGAGGCUUUUUCAUGGUGCUUGGAGAAGAAGCCGGAGCGGAAGUCGGAUGCCGGGCAGCGGUAACUUGUUGCAUCAGAGACCACACCCUGAUUCCCAGCAGCCCAUGAAUGACCCUGUUGCUCUGAGGGAGGCAGAUCCCUGCAGCUGCUGGACUGUGGGAGGCGAUGCUUCUAGCAGCAGUUCUGGCCCCGCGAUGCCUCUAUGUGCAGAGAUGUCUCCUGGAGUGACAGAGCUGGAACUGAUCUCCAAACAACCUAGCCUGAGGAAAAGAAAGGAUUCUCUUUCUGGGACUGGCUGUUUGGAGAGUAGCCCAAGCAAUCCUGCCGAGGAGGGCAAGGUCAAUAGGGCCAACUGUGAAGGUGGGGGACGUGAUCAGUCUCCUGCCCAAAUAAAUGAGGAUGACGAAACAGUCUGCCGGCAACCAGAAACUGCUGAUGGUCUUCUUUUGGAAGCGCCCUUAAGACCUAAGAAACGGAAGCUGGUUCUGCACAUUGAUUUGAACAACACGAUCCUGGUGUCUGAUGCAGUGACCAAUCAGGACCCCAGUGCAGCUCUGAAUUAUUACUUGAGCACUGUGACCUGGGGAAAGGUCAACCCUGCAGGUAAGUGGCAGUGGCUGAGCAAGUCCCCCUCACUGCUCCCUCCUUGCCCAGACGCCGUGAACUUUUACUCUCAGUUCGGCCGUGACACUACCUUCACCACCAAGCCUCUGGGCCAGCCAUUCCGAGACCUCCAUGCCCACCACCUGAGACUGCUGGAGUGGCCCGGCCAGCCUCACCCAACAUUCUCCAUCCCCGGUGAGCAGCCAGCCAAGCGCUACCACUUGGUGCUGCCUUCCUUCUUCCACCUCCUGCAGAGUCUGCACCGGGAAGGGAGGCACUUCACCGUCGUCUUCCGCACUUUUGGCACGGACCUGCCUCGUGUCCUGCAGGCGAUGCACUGUGCCCUGGAGGGGCAGCACCCCCACUUCCCUGUGCUGCGGGACAUCCCGCUGCCUGUAGACCUCAGCCCAGGAAAAAUCCGUUGCAGCAAACGAAAGGUGACGUUGACCCAGGGAGCAGAGCGGCUCUCCACCGAAGCUGGUGACAGGGAAAUGUACAUGUUCUUCAGCUCCAAGGAAGGCCUCUGUGGCUUCCAGGAUCACUUUGACUGGUGGGCCAGCAAUCAGUACUCCAGUCAAGGUGGGAAACCCCUCUGGAUCAAUCCUCAUGACGCAAAUGUGCAUCACAUCUGUAUAGAUGACAACAUUCGGCUAAAUGAUUCUGACACCAUCGUACAUCCUCGGAUGUUCUCCAGGCUGGGAGAGGCCAGAGCCCAGAUGAUCCCUACCUCAGAGCUGUAUGACAUUUGUCUGGUCCAGACAGACCUCCUGGAGGCCAUUGCAGACAUGAACUACUUCUGCCGCUGCGUAAGAAGGUGUGAGGAGAACUACGAGCGCUUCUUGGCCAGAGCUGGGGGUCACGUGUAGUGGCGGGGCUGGUGGUGGGGGCUCUCUCUGGAGGAGUUUUGGAGCCCUCUGUACUCGGUGCCGCAUGAUGCGGAGCUUGCAAGAGAAGAAGGACGUCUGCUGUUUCUUGCUACAAGGCAUUCAUGUUCCCAGCUGGACUGCUGUCUGCAUAUAUCCCAGUGGAGUUGCUGCCCUCGUCGUAACCUCCCUGCUUGUACUCAGCAUAGGAAAUUCUGGAGGCUCCUUUGGAACUGCUACUAAUCCCAGAAAGGACUCUCCUCCUUCGGCACUGUCUAAAAGGAGCAGCCAGAAGUGGCUGUUUCGGGGCUUUUCCCUCUUAUUUCAGACUUAUUCAGAACCAGGGUGGUGCACAGAGACUUCCUUAGCUCCAAGAGCUUACUGCCAGUCCUCCUGUAUCUUACCUUGCUAUGGUGCAGGGAAUCUGCAGGUCUGUUACAUGCUUUCCCCAAAAAACAUUAAAGUCGGCCCUCACUGCU
Messenger RNA from Heteronotia binoei (common prickly gecko), 2062 nucleotides. RefSeq lists its product as uncharacterized. The record is from RefSeq and is a predicted model, not a curated record. NCBI's taxonomy places the organism in Eukaryota, Metazoa, Chordata, Lepidosauria, Squamata, Gekkonidae. The coding region runs from base 45 to 1586 and encodes 513 amino acids. The transcript has 6 exons.